CCUCCUGGCAAAUGGAGGCCUACAUGGAGUAGGAAGUUGCGUAUGCGUCUAGGCAAAAUGAUGCGAGUCUUCCAAAUCCUUCACGUCUGCUUGUAUUAUUGGUUAAACUUCAGUGGGAUUUGCAAAUCAAAAGAGCGUGGUUAAUGCACAGUAGUCUUUAGGUCUAGCGCAUGUCGUGUUAUAGAACCAUAUCCGGUUGUGCUACCGUGCACUGCGGCCUCAUUCCGUGGCACAUAGCUCUGGACCAACUAGGCGACUUUAUAUGGGCUCUUACCUCGUGCUGCGCAUCGGGAGUCGAGUCUUCCCAAUCAACUACUUAGAAUACUGGCCAUGUCUCUUGAACGCGUCGAUUCGGUUGACCCUACGGAAGUGUACGACUACAUCAUCUGCGGUGGCGGCACAUCAGGCUGUGUAAUAGCAGGGCGUCUCGCCGAGGAUCUCAAUGCCAAAAUCCUCGUCCUAGAAGCCGGACCCGACAAUGCUGACCUUGAGAAUGUACAUAUGGCGGGAGGAUGGAGCCAGAAUUUCGACAAAGAAACAGAUUGGAACAUCGUCACGGAGCCCAUGCCCAAGGUCGACAACCGGCAAGUCAAGGUCAGCAGAGGGCGCUUCCUUGGUGGAUCGAGUGGCGUGAACGGCACGCUUUGUAUACGGGGCACGAAGCAGGACUAUGAUGACUGGGAGUUGGAUGAGUGGACUGGUGAUAAGAUGUUUGAGUAUAUGAAGAAGUCCGAGACAUUCCAUGAGAAGGACUGGCACAAAGCGGAUAUGUCAGUUCAUGGCUCGUCAGGACCCCUACACACCGAACCACACGACCUAGCACCCAUAUCUGAACGUGUUAGGGAAAGCCUUGUCGACCAGGGUCUUCCCUACCACGCAGACAUGUUCUCAACCGGAGAGACGCCGCAUGGUUGUGGCGAUGUACCGCGAACAGUGCAUCAAGGCAUACGGAGUACAGCUGCCGACUUUAUCACGAAGGGCUAUCGACGAGAGAAUAUCACGAUCAAGACUGAAGUGACUGUUGACAAGUUGCUCUUCAAUCAAGAUGCCGGAGAUCUCGCAGCAACAGGUGUCGCUACGAUAUCGAAGAAUGGCAAGAAGGUUGAUUAUCACGCGAGAAAAGAAGUCGUUGUCGCAGCGGGCGCAUACUGCAGCCCACCGAUCUUGAUGCGCUCCGGCCUCGGUCCAAAGGAACAACUAGAAAAACAUGGUAUCGAGUGUCGCGUUGAUCUGCCAGGUGUAGGUGGCAAUCUCAUGGACCACAUCCUCUGCUUCAUCUUCUACGAAGUCUCCGAACCCAACCUCACAAACGACCACCUCGCAUAUCACGACGACGCCAUGACCUCCACCUACGCGCUAUACAAAGAAAAGAAGACAGGCAUUCUAUCCACUUUCCCCUUCGGCAUAUUCGGCUACGCGCGCCUAGACGAGCGCCUCCAAGACUCACCUUUGUGGACAGAUGCUCCCCGUCAACCCGGACGCGAUCCUAUGGGCCUCACUCCCUCGCAACCAAACAUUGAAUUCUGGAACACCGAACUCUACGGCGGUCCCAAACAAUACGCUGACUUCCCUACUGAUCACAAACAAGCCUUCGCCAUGUGUGCACUACUCUUCAACCAGCAUAGCAGAGGUAGCGUGACGCUGAAGUCGGCCGAUCCCUUCGAAAACCCCAUUGUCGAUCAUGCGUAUCUGGAGGAUCCACUGGAUAUGCUGGUUAUGACCGAGGCAUGUCGAUUUGCGAAUGAAAUUGUUACGAAGGGAAAGGGGACAAGGGGUUUAAUCAAGGGAAGUUGGCCUGAUGCCCUCGCACAUCAUGGCUUCGAGACCAGAGAGGAGUGGGAGCCGCAUGUUAGGGAACAUGCCACGACUUGCUACCACGCAUCCGGUACCUGCGCGAUGGGUAAACCGGAUAACCCUAAUGCUGUUCUCGACUCGCGGCUUCGUGUGCGCGGUGUCAGAAAUCUACGCGUGGCGGACGUGUCUUCCAUUCCAAAGGUUAACAAUGGGCAUACACAGAUGGUGGCGUAUGGUAUUGGGGAGGGGGCUGCGGAGAUGAUCAAGGAGGAUGCUGGCAAUCACUUCUUAAAGCUUACUGCUGAUGUUAAGAGCAUGGCGGUGUAGUGAGCUUAGCGUACACGAAGAGGUCUGGGGAGAGAAAGGAUCCAUAAUGGCGAGGCCCUCGACGACAUCUAGUUAUCUAAUGAGUUCGUUUAUCUCCAAGUCGGCUUGCUCAUUAACUCAUGCAUUUUCGUGUUCGCAAUGUGCUCCGUCUCAAGCGUGUAGAGCUGACCCCUAGUAACCA
Molecule: messenger RNA, 2302 nt
Organism: Alternaria rosae
Lineage: Eukaryota; Fungi; Ascomycota; Dothideomycetes; Pleosporales; Pleosporaceae
Product: glucose-methanol-choline oxidoreductase-like protein
Exons: 5
Coding region: 331-2121 (596 amino acids)
Molecular function (GO): oxidoreductase activity, acting on CH-OH group of donors; flavin adenine dinucleotide binding
Source: RefSeq, a predicted model, not a curated record